AUUCUCCGCCUACAAAUGCAGCCCGGGCCGGAAGCUGCGUUUCGAGUCUUCGAGCUCGUUCCUGUCGCUGCUGCGGAGGAAGGCGGAGUUGGGACGGCGAUGGCAGAAGAAGGGGUUGUGUUCUCUUGCCACACCGUGGAGGAAUGGACCCGGCAACUCGAGCUAGCUAAUGAGUCUAAGAAGCUGGUGGUCAUUGAUUUCACAGCCUCAUGGUGUGGGCCUUGCCGAAUGAUUGCUCCAAUCUUUGCAGAUCUUGCCAUGAAGUUCCCUAAUGUGAUUUUUCUCAAGGUCGACAUUGAUGAACUAAAGACGGUUGGCCAAGAUUGGGCCAUCAAUGCAAUGCCGACCUUUGUCUUUCUCAAGGAGGGAACCAUUGUGGACAAGAUUGUUGGUGCUAUGAAGGAAGAAUUGUCAAGGAGAAUUGAGCUGCACCUGCCCAGCUGAGUAGUCAAAUGAGUUAAAAGUUCUUGGUAAACUUGGAUGACUAGCUUGGCAUGAAAGGGAUGAUCAAAACUGGAAAUGAGCAAGCAUCAUUCAAGUGCAACACGCAGAAAAUCUACAAGAAAGAUGACCAUAUUCAAAAUAGAGGUGAAAAAUCUGGGAAGAUAAAGAAGAGCAAGUAGAAAGAGGGGGAAAAGAGGGCAAGGAAAUUUCCACGCGAUUGCGUCCAACCCUGGACGGUUACGAGUACAAGACAAAUGGAUGUGCAGUAAAUGCCGGAUUCCAGGAAAGAAGGGAGGCAAUGGGCGAGACAUACCAUGAC
Molecule: messenger RNA, 763 nt
Organism: Zingiber officinale
Lineage: Eukaryota; Viridiplantae; Streptophyta; Magnoliopsida; Zingiberales; Zingiberaceae
Product: thioredoxin H1-like
Exons: 4
Coding region: 16-444 (142 amino acids)
Source: RefSeq, a predicted model, not a curated record